AUGGAGAAGCACGUACAGAUUCUCCUCAAUAGGCUCUCCUUCGCCUCCAUAGCCAUAGCCACGCUGACCCUCUUUCUCCUCUACCUCCAAACCCCCGACAACUGCGUCGACCCGUCCGACCCGAACCCGAAACCCCACACCCGUUUCCCCAAAUCCACCUGCGACCUCACCCACCGCCGCUACACCUCCGUCGACAAGCGCAACCGCCGUCUCUGGUCCACCAACGCCUGGAAAAGCGCCGUCGCCUCCUAUUCCUCCCUCCUGACGGCCCUCCAGGCCCGAAACCACUUCUCGAACGACUCCCGGGCCCUUGUCGUCUCCGCCGGGCCGGGCCACGCCGUGCGGGCCCUGCAGGAAUUGGGGGUGGAGGAAGUCACCGGAGUGGAGCUGGUGGGCUCGCCGCCUCUGGUGACCCGGGCGGAUCCCCACAACCUGCCAUUCUUUGAUGGGGUGUUUGAUCUCGGGCUCGGGCUGUACCUGGAUCGGGCCCUUUUCCCAGGCCGAUUCGUGGGGCAGAUGGAGAGGACGGUGAGGAGCGGUGGGGUUUGCUUUGACUGUAGACGAGUGUGGGGGGAAUGA
This is a messenger RNA of Striga asiatica, 579 nucleotides long. Lineage: Eukaryota; Viridiplantae; Streptophyta; Magnoliopsida; Lamiales; Orobanchaceae. The record is from the annotation of a GenBank genome assembly.